Messenger RNA from Cricetulus griseus (Chinese hamster), 2407 nucleotides. The record is from RefSeq and is a predicted model, not a curated record. Lineage: Eukaryota; Metazoa; Chordata; Mammalia; Rodentia; Cricetidae.
AUGCCUGGGAACCAGCAGAAAUCAGAGUCUUUGGAGAUGGACUCUGACAUGUCGCCAAGCUGCAGGCUCAGUGACUUGAGCAGAGGUGGCAGUCUGGAGAGCCGGAGCAGCAGCUCUCGCUCCAGAAGCUUCACUCUGGAUGAUGAGAGCCUGAAGCACCUCACACACGAGGAAAAGGAUGUCAUCCUGUUCUUUGAGGAGACCCUCGAUUCCCUGGAAUAUGACUUUGAUGAGCCAGCCCUGUGUGACAGUGGCAUUCAUUGCCACUCUCCACAGUCUCUGGAAGAGAGCCCUUCCAGUCACUCUGAACCGGAAGAUGUCAUCGAUUUAGUACAGCCAGGACCUGUGUCUGGGGAAGCUGGGAGCCUUGCAGAUGUGCCUCAAGUAGCAGGGGCCCCAUCUGCUACAAAACAGGGCUCUCCUGUUCCUGAAGGUGGGAAACAAGCCGCUGAGAAUUCCCUACCUCCACCAGACUCCGGGGAUCCCGAGGUGUUUUCUCUGCCGCUGCCCUCUCUGCCCUCUGCCCCACGAAAGGAGCUGAUGCCCCCCUCUCCUCCAGCAGAACAUCCCAAACUGUCCCGCUCCGUGCCCCCUCCUCUGGUGAUUGCUCAUAAAAUUUCUGAGAAGUUAGCAGGAAACGAAGCCCUGUCCCCCACCUCCCCAUCGAAGGAGGGCAGGCCUGGGGAAUGGAGGACACCGACUUCUAUAACCUCUCGAAAUGGGGACCAGGUUGGCGUAUGGCACCGACACACAGCCCAGCCGGCACCCAAGAUCCACCGCUUCCCCAGCAACAUAUGCGUGACCAACAGCGCCGGCAAGGACUUCAACAAAACUAUCUCCAAGGCGGCCGUCAACGUGCAGGAGCGGAAGGCCCAGGUCCUGGCCAACAUCAAUGGCAUGUCCUUCAUCGCCGCGGGCGACACGUCAUCGGAAGAGCGGUGGCAGAAGGCAGAGGAGCAGAGGGGCGGCUCUGGGGACGGGGAACGCGCCCAGGGCAGGGUGGGCAUGGCCGGGGAGCCCGGGGGACCGCGUGCAGGAGGCCCAGCCAGGGCGCAGCAGUCCAGGGCUGUGCAGACCGAGCAGCCACCGCUGGCCAAUGGCUUCCAGAGCGUGCACGAGGCCCUGCGCAGCGAGCCCAGCCCCUUCGUUCCCACCAGCAAGACCAUCACUUUCCGGCCAGACCCGGCUAUAGCGGGCAAGCUGGCGCGCCAGAACGCCAGCCGCAGCCUGUACGAACCGCGACUGGACAGCCUCCAAGAGGCCCGCAAACGCACAGGCUCGCUCCCCCGGGCUGCGGGCUUCCGACCACAUGGCAUCACAGUGCAGUUCGCCGGCCGCGGCUCCACGGAAGAAGCACGACGAGAGGCCCUGCGCAAGCUCGGGCUGCUAAAGGAGAACUUGUGAGGGUCAUAGGUGGGACUGCUGGAGUGGCUGGGUAGGCCUUGCACGCCCGCACUGGGUGUCCGGUUCUAUAAGCGCAGGAGCUGGGUGGCACGAAGUGCUGCAUAUUGGGGAAGAAGUCUCAGCCCCAUCCCCUGUGUCCAGUGCAGCAUGGACUCAGAGGCCAGCAGGGGCAAGGACCAGGCCCCAGAGCUGCGCUCUUCCUUUCCUGGGAUCACAGAAUAACCUUUAGGACCUGUGGGCUUCCAUGGCUGCAGAUGACCUAUGACUGAAAUAUGUGUAAGGACGGCCUUGGCUUGACUUGGUCUAGGGUCUCAUCUGGACUUUUAUCCCAUGCGCAGGACUUGAAAGCCAGUGUAGCUCUGACUCUCAGGAUUGACCCUUCCUCGAAAAUAAAAAAACAAAAAAAGAGAAAAGAAAUGCUUGUUAAUUUGUUCUAGUGUCAGUGUACACUUUGAAGACUAGCGCUUGUGUGUUUGUUUUUGAAGGGUGGAAGAUGAUGGGUACUCUACCGAUCUGGGUUUGUUUCUUGACACAAUAUGGUUUGCCCCAUUUUCUGAACUGAAAAUCUGAAAUGAAUCCUCUAGAGUAAAAUUUAGUGUAAUUUUGUGAGAGUAAAACAGGAGGCCGAGUUUGGGAAAGGUGGUAAUUUUGAGAAAGCAAAUCUCAUGCUACCCUGUGUGUAUGAGUGUGUUGUGUAUAAAUAUGUGUACCUAUGCUAACAUGCACAUUUAUUAGUUCCUGUGUAUCUACUUCCGAAGACACCAUUAUCUAACUACAGGAUAUGAGCACUUCCUUUGCUCACACACACACCUCAGCACUGUGAUGGGGCACUAAGACUUCUUCCUAUUAUGGAAGUCAGCUAAGGACACAUGAACCCCAAGUGCUUUUUCCUCAGCAGUAUGUUCUGUUCCCAAUUAAAUUAAGAUUUCCUGCUUCCAAAUAAGAAAGAUGGUUCCUGUUUUUACUUCAGAAGACUUUUCAUUUAAAGAAAAAUUAAAAUCUU